Messenger RNA from Erigeron canadensis, 1382 nucleotides. RefSeq lists its product as uncharacterized. Bases 148 to 789 code for a protein of 213 amino acids. The transcript has a single exon. The record is from RefSeq and is a predicted model, not a curated record. NCBI's taxonomy places the organism in Eukaryota, Viridiplantae, Streptophyta, Magnoliopsida, Asterales, Asteraceae.
AUUCUAAGUACAAUAAUUUACAAAAUCACUCCUCAACUUACACAUAACUCCAAAGUACCACUUUGCCAUUUUUCAAAUUUAUCAAACACCUUAUAUUAUCCGACUACGUACGUACUCACUCGCAUAUUCGAUCAAUUUCUUUCAAAGAUGGCGAUCGACCUCUACUCUGAAAAUUCCAAUACUCGCAAUAACAUAACAAUGAGUCCUCGCAUUUCAUUCUCUCAUGAUCUCUCUCAAUCCGACACAAUACCCGUUGAACAACUUCUUCGUACACUUUCAUCAUCCUCUUCAAAUAUCGACUUCAAUUUUUGUGUCCAACAAAAUAUUGAUCAUCAUCAACAUGCCGACGAGCUCUUCUCGAAUGGCAAAAUUGUUCCAACGAAUGUCAAACAACAAAAACGGGCUAGUCAAAUUCCACUACCACCACAAGUGAAUCAAAAUCCACCUCAUGAGGAACAACAUAAUUCGUCAAAGUCGUUUUGGGGUUUCAAAAGAAGUAGUAGUUGUGGUAAUGGCUAUGCAGGAAGUUUAUGUCCAAUACCAUUAUUAUCUCGUAGCAAUUCGACAGGAUCAUCUACUAGCACUAGCACGAAAAGAUCAUCAUCAAGCUCUAAAGAAGGUUUUACUCAAAAACAUCAUCAUAAUCAUUCUAAUUAUCAGAAACCUCCAUUAAUAAGGAAAUCAAGUUAUAGUUACGGGAAUAAUGGUAAUACUAGUAACGGAGUUAGGGUCAACCCGGUUUUAAAUUUGGGAUUCGGGUCGCUCUUCUCUAGUAGCAAGAAGAAGUGAAAGUGAUUUAGUCAUUAAUUAUGUUAAUUACUUGUGUUUUCUCUUGUGAAAAUAUAAUUUAAUUUGUGUGUUCGUCUAAUAAGAAUCAACGAUUUUAGAUUAAACAUAACGUGGUUUUAGAAAGACCACGUUAUGUUUUAAUCGUUUUAUCAGAAAACAAAGUAUUAUAUAUGGUUUGAAAGAUUUAUUGUAGGUGAUCUAGAUUUAAGUUUUUGUGAACUUCAAAGAUUUUAAGCUUUUGGAUUAAUGAUGUGAUUAGUUGUAGAUUAAUCUUGGAUUAGGUAUGAGUUUUGUAUACAAUAUUAGAGUUGAUGGGAGAGAAAAGACAGCAAAUGUGGGGAUGUAUUAGGCUUUCUUUUUCAUGAAAUUGGAGUGUAUCAUACCACAUGCAUAUGGGGUCUUGUUGAUUGGAAAAGGUAAUGUUUGCUAUCAUGGGGUUGUUUUUGUUUAGGUGUCAUUUGGAUGUAUAUGUUCCAUAUUGUGUAAUAUGGUUCGAAUUUGAUUCCGUUUGCUUUGAUUCUAAUAAGUUUGUUUUCUAUUUUUUCGAUGACGAUGUAGUAGUUUGUUUUAUCAAGUAAAUUCUAUUUUGAUUA